This is a messenger RNA of Centropristis striata (black sea bass), 2877 nucleotides long. RefSeq names its product RCC1 and BTB domain-containing protein 1-like. Gene Ontology annotation, molecular function: protein binding. NCBI's taxonomy places the organism in Eukaryota, Metazoa, Chordata, Actinopteri, Perciformes, Serranidae. The record is from RefSeq and is a predicted model, not a curated record. The coding region runs from base 220 to 1815 and encodes 531 amino acids. The transcript has 12 exons.
CUGAGAGUGGACGUCCCGCCACGGACCUGCGUGUCCCGAUGAAACUCAUCCCAGAACCCUAAACGACACCAGAAACGGCCACAUUUAACAGCAGCAACUGCAGCGCUGGCAUCUCUGCGUCUCCACAGUCUCCCCCUGCCCCCGUCCCCCAUCCUGCCUUUGGACUGAGGUUCAUAUCUCUGGCCUGUGGCCUCACCAUAGACUCACGUCAAGUGCAUCAUGGUGGAUGUAACCAAAUGGCCUGUUUUCAGCCUGAUGGGCCCCCAGGAGCUCUCCACCAUACGGAGAGCGUGUGUGUUUGGAACUUCUGCUAAUGAGGCCAUCUACGUCACCAAAGAUGAUGAGGUGUAUGUGUUUGGGUUGAACUGCAGUAACUGCCUCGGAACAGGGGACAGCCAGAGCACCAUCGCCCCCAAGAAGCUGGACUUCCUGAGCGGGAGGAAGGUUGUCAGCCUGAGCUACGGCAGCGGACCCCACAUCCUGCUGGCCACAGAGGAUGGAGAGCUAUUCGCCUGGGGACAUAACGGCUACAGCCAACUGGGAAACGGGACAACCAACCAAGGAGUAGCUCCAGUGCUCGUGUCUGCCAACCUGCUCAAUAAGAAGGUCACAGAGGUGGCCUGUGGCUCUCACCACUCAAUGGCUCUGACUGACUCAGGAGAAGUGUAUGCAUGGGGCUACAACAACUGUGGUCAGGUGGGUUCAGGCUCCACAGCGAACCAGCCCACACCCCGCAGAGUGUCGAGCUGCCUGCAGAACAAAGUGGCUGUCAGUAUCGUCUGUGGACAGACCUCGUCCCUGGCUGUAGUGGACAAUGGCGAGGUGUACGGUUGGGGCUACAAUGGGAACGGACAGCUUGGACUUGGAAAUAAUGGGAACCAGCUGACUCCCUGUCGUCUUGUAGCUCUGCAGGGUUUGUGUGUGCAGCAGAUUGUCUCAGGCUACGCCCACUCUCUGGCACUAACAGACGAGGGGUUGCUUUACGCUUGGGGUGCCAACACAUAUGGACAACUUGGAACCGGCAACAAGAGCAACCAGCUGAGCCCGGUUCAGAUCAUGACUGAGAAAGAUCGGAUUGUGGAGAUUGCUGCCUGUCACUCCACCCACACGUCAGCUGCUAAGACUCAGAGUGGUCAGGUGUACAUGUGGGGCCAGUGCAGGGGCCAGUCUAUAGUGCUGCCUUACCUCACGCACUUCACCUGCACAGAUGAUGUGUUUGCAUGCUUCGCCACACCUUCCGUUAUGUGGAGGCUUCUUUCCAUGGAGCAUGAUGACUUCUUGACCGUGGCUCAGUCUCUGAAGAAAGAGUUUGACAACCCGGAGACAGCCGACCUCAAGUUCUGCGUUGACGGCAAAUAUAUCUAUGUCCACAAAGCAGUUCUCAAAAUCAGGUGUGAACACUUCAGAUCCAUGUUCCAGGCUCACUGGAACGAAGACAUGAAGGAGGUGAUUGAGAUCGAUCAGUUCUCGUACCCGGUGUACCGCUCUUUCCUCGAGUUCCUCUACACAGACAAUGUUGAGCUGCCUCCUGAGGAUGCUAUUGGGCUGCUGGACCUGGCCACGUCGUACUGUGAGAACCGCCUCAAGCGUCUGUGUCAGCAUAUCAUAAAGAGAGGAAUCACUGUGGAAAACGCCUUCUCCCUGCUGUCUGCUGCUGUGCGCUACGAUGCAGAGGACCUGGAAGAGUUCUGCUUUAAGUUCUGUGUGAAUCACCUGACUGAAGUGACCCAGACCUCCGCUUUCUGGCAGAUUGACGGCAACAUGCUCAAAGAUUUCAUAUGUCGAGCCAGCCGCUGCGGAGCCUUUAAAAACUGACCUCAGCCGGAGAUCUCAAUGAACGUAGAUGCAGAGGACGCUGUGUGGCGACUCCUCAAAAGGACUUUGGCACUCCCAGCCGGCUCCACGAGCCCUCAGCGACAGCUGGAUACACCGACUUUAUAUCUUUAGAUUAUCACCAUCGCAGUCUAAACUCUCAUUCAUCUCAUUCCAGACGAGUGUCGUUAGUUGAGCUGUACAUACUAAAACUACAAGGCUUGUUUGCCACAGUGCCUCACUGCCUAUUCAUCUACACAUAUUGUGUAAAACAGGACUUGAAAUGCAUUGAGAGGCAUUCUGUCGCUGUUAACUUGAAGUAUUCUUGCCAGUUGCCUGAUAUCACUUUACUUUUUCUAUUAUUGACCAACUUAAUUCUUUAGCGUUUGCACUUGUUUGAAAUAUUUUUUUCCCCCUUUUACUCGAACACUGCAUCAUAGUUUUCAUGGUUUUCAGGUUGAGUUAUGAGGCGGUUUGCACUUUUAGGUGUCAGGAAAGUAUCUUUGAAAUUGCAGUUUCAAGCCUUUAUUACAUAGCAUCCAGAGAUUCAGUCUUAAACUGUUACAGAUAGGAAAAUACAGUUACAUGUAUGGGUUCCGUAGGUUGGAAAGUGUUAUUUUCUGUAGCUACAACUCCAUAAUAUUAAAAAAAUCUUCUUUGUUUUUUUAUUGCACAACAGUUCAGUCGGAGUCAGCUGGCUGUGGAACUCACCUGGUUGCCAGCUGAAACAAAAUGUAUGUAGCCAUUAAAAGUCAGUUUACAGUGAGGCGUGUGGCCUUGCAGAAGCUUAAGUCUUUUGGGAUUACAUUUUUCUUAUGAUACUUUUUCAUCCACAACAUUUUCUGUAUGUUAAAAACAAUAUUUUAAAGUGUUAACAUUUAUAGUUGAGUUGUUACAUCUGCACUACUGCUGUGAGUAUUUUGAAGAACAUGUCUGCUCAUUUCUAUGCAGGACAUUUCUACUUCAAGAUCAAUGAUUAUUUGAUUGAUUGAUUAUAUUGAUUAAGAAUUGCCGGUUUAAUUUUGUGACAUUUGCAAGCAAAUAAAUAAAAUACUUUUAUGUAAA